Molecule: messenger RNA, 3514 nt
Organism: Lacerta agilis (Sand lizard)
Lineage: Eukaryota; Metazoa; Chordata; Lepidosauria; Squamata; Lacertidae
Gene: STAT2
Product: signal transducer and activator of transcription 2
Exons: 24
Coding region: 112-2775 (887 amino acids)
Biological process (GO): regulation of transcription by RNA polymerase II; regulation of cell population proliferation; response to peptide hormone
Molecular function (GO): RNA polymerase II cis-regulatory region sequence-specific DNA binding; DNA-binding transcription factor activity, RNA polymerase II-specific
Source: RefSeq, a predicted model, not a curated record
CUUCGAAAUACAGUAACAUUCCUCCAAGGCGGCUGAGCGCCGGGGUCUUGCGGUUUUGCACCGGCACUGUCAGCUGUGAGCAGCCCAGUCUUGACCUUCCCGCCAGCAAACAUGUCUCAGUGGCAACAGAUCCAGAAGUUGGACGGACCUCACCUGGACCAGGUGCACUACCUGUACUCCGAAGACUGCCUGCCCAUGGAAGUACGAGAGUACCUUGCCUACUGGAUCGAGCAGCAGAACUGGAACCAAGCGGCACGAUCCGACCCCUCGCAGGCUUGCAGCCUUUUCCACACCAUGCUGGGGCUGCUUGAUGAUCAACUUGGACGUCUCGUUUUGGGAGAAGAAAACAAUUCUAACAUGGUCCUCAAGCACAACCUGCGCCGCUCCAAACUCAACCUACAGGCCAAGUAUCAAGACCAUCCAGAGCAGCUGGCCAACUUCAUCGAUGGCUUGCUGAGAGACGAGCAAGGGAUCCUCGCGGAAGCCUUGGCCAUGUCGCGGGCACGGGUGGAACCACCCCCUGGUGCCUCUGUGGUCCUCAACCCGCACCACAACAUUGAGGGCCGACUCAUGGAUAUGCGAAGGGCUAUUCAGGGUCUGAAAUGUUCCGUAGGCCAGCUUGAGGAUCUGCAGGAUGCCUUUGACUUCCGUUACAAGACGCACCUUAUGUUGGUAAGUACGUCCACUCCUGAGGCUGCAACCCAAAGAGAACGAGCUUUGCAGGACAUGGUGAAUAAUGUGAACCGCUGCCGCAAAGAACUGCUGGAUCGGAUCAGGGAGCUGCUAGGCCGCUCCGAUACCCUGAGGGACUUUCUGCUGGCAGAGCUGGCGGUGUGGCAAGAUUGCCAGCGGCGGGCGUGUAUCGGGGACAAUUGUGACACCAGCUUGACAGAACUGGAGAAGUGGUUCACCGAGAGUGCUGAGAACCUCUUCUAUUUGUUGCUUCUGCUUCGCACCCUGGAGGAGCUGCGCCAAAAGGUGUCCUAUGAAGGAGAGCCCCUGGGUGUCCAGUUGCCCCAGCUGGAGAAGCGGCUGAAAGAGCAAAUUUCCUGCCUUUUGAAAAGUGCAUUUGUGGUGGAGAUUCAGCCUUCCAUGCCAUUGCCCAACCGCCGGCCUCUGGUGCUGAGAACCAGCAACAAGUUCUCUGUCCGUGCCAGGCUCCUGGUGAAGCUCCUGGAUCGAAACCACCCGAUGGAGGUGAAGAUUGAGAUCGACCGGAACGCUGCCAAUUUGGAAAGGUUUCGGAGGUUCAACAUCUUGCCGUCAACCACCAAAACCAUGGUGAUGGACCGGCCCCAGGUGGAGGGGCUCAUCUGUGACUUCAAGUACAUUAUGCUGAAGGAGCAGAAAAGCGGUUUGGGCAAAGGCAAGGGCAGCAAAGGACUCAGUGAGGGAUUGUUGCCUGUCACAGAGGAGCUCCACACCAUCACUUUCAUCCUGGACUAUUGCUACCAAGAUUUUACGUGUCAGCUGCAGACAUCCACUUUGCCAGUGGUGGUCAUCUCUAAUACCAACCAGGUGUCCAGUGCUUGGGCUUCCAUCUUAUGGUACCUCAUGUUCAGUCCAAACCCAACGAACCAGCUAUUUUUCUGCAAUCCACCUGCUGCCACCUGGGACCAGCUGUCCCCUGUCCUGAGCUGGCAAUUCUUGGCUGCUACUGACCGAGGCCUAAACACAGAUCAACUCAAGAUGCUGAGAGAGAAACUCUGUGGACCAAAUGCAACGCCGCAGAGCACAGUCACCUGGGCACAGUUUGCCAAGCCUACUUCGUACGCUUUCUCCUUCUGGACCUGGAUUGAUGGGAUCUUGCUCCUGAUUAAGGAGCACCUCCUGCAACUCUGGAACAACGCUCUCAUCAUGGGGUUCGUGAGCCGCAAGCGGGAGAAGAGUUUGCUGAAGAAGAAGAGGGCAGGCACCUUCCUGCUGCGCUUCAGUGAGAGCACCGCAAAUGGGGGCAUCACCUUUACCUGGGUGGACUUCGACGACACAGGUUCCCCCAAGUUCCAGUCAGUGGAGCCCUACACCUGCUCCGAGCUAAAGUACCUGGCGCUGCCAGACAUCAUCCAUGACUAUCAAUUCCUGGCUGUGGAGGAAAAAUCUGAGAAUCCACUGAAGUACCUCUAUCCCGACACGCCCCGGGAUUCAGCUUUUUCUCCUUACUAUAGUGAACGCCGGGAAGCGGACCUGCCAGAAGAGAGACGCUACUUGAACCGACGCCUGAUCAGAGUCUCUUCUCAGCAGCCAGAAGAGGCCCAGGUUCCCAGGCUGAAUGAUUUGGCCCUUGCAGACGAUGAGCACUUGAACCAUGAUCCAGCAGGAUUGGAGCACAGCCUUCAAGUUCCCAGGCUGAAUGGUUUGGCCCUUGCAGACAAUGAGCACUCGAACCACGAUCCGGCAGGAUUGGAGCACGGCCUUCAAGUUCCCAGGCUGAAUGGUUUGGCCCUUGCAGACUAUGAUCACUUGAACCACGAUCCGGCAGGAUUGGAGCAUGGCCUUCAAGUUCCCAGGCUGAAUGGUUUGGCCCUUGCAGACGAUGAGCACCUGAACAAUGAAUUGGUGGGGUUGGCGCAUGGCCUUCAAUGCCUUCUGUCCAACAGGCAAGAUCCUUUCCUUCCACUGCCGGGUGAUGAUCAGUUGCCACCGCUGCCUAUUCACCUGUUUGAGGCGCCUGAUGAGAUCCCAGAACUGAAUGUCAUGCCUCAUGAGAUCCCAGAGCUGAACGUGACGGCUGAUGAGAUCCCAGAGCUGAGCGUCGAUGAAAGCGAUUUUCAGUAGGCUCCCAUGUACUGUCACUGCUCCCCACUUUGAUAAGACAAACUGGAAUCUUCUUGGAAAUAAAAGCAGGUCUACCAGAGGGUAGAUGGUGAUGAUUUCUGGCAAGAUGGAUACCUAAAACUGUGGCUCUGCUCCCUUCCGACUGCUUACUGUCUUCCUUGUGUCCCCGCAAUGGAGCAUGGCUUUCUUAUUAAUCAAUUCAAAGAGGAUGCUGGACCACCUUUGAAGUUGCUCUUGAGUGUUCAAAUAGAGAGGCUGGAGACUGGGAAUGCCUGAAAAUGGGUGUGUAGGCAAUGAGAGUUAUGCUAGUUUGGGUUUUAGGUAUUUGGGGGCCACCAUGCUUGCCCGUCCCGUGUGCGGCUGCCAGCUCAACCUGUAUAUUUGUAAAUAAGCAGGCGUUAUGUAAUAUAUUUUAUAUCCUUAUGACCUGUCCUGUCCUGUACAGCUUCUCUUGAACUUCCCAUCAUUUGGAGAAGUUGAGGGUGCAAAUCAAACUGCAUAUUGGUACCUGCAAACAUGGACAUGCUCUUUUCUCUGGAAUUUUGGUCCUUCCGUUCAGUCGUCUUUUCCAAUUUGUAUUUUUUUCCACAGACUGUUCUGCUAAUGUCAUUUCCAAAUCAUUGCAGCAGCCCAUGGGUUUCUUCCUUAUCCUCCCACAUCUUUUUUCCAGACCUGAUCUAUGGCAAGUUUGGGGUUUUUGUGUGUGUUUGUUUUUGUAAUAAAAUUCAUUUUUGCUGGC